Messenger RNA from Anisakis simplex (herring worm), 615 nucleotides. Lineage: Eukaryota; Metazoa; Nematoda; Chromadorea; Rhabditida; Anisakidae. The record is from the annotation of a GenBank genome assembly.
AUGUGUAAAAGGCGUUCAAUUACACCACAGCAGUAUUUUUGUCGUAAUGGUAAUGAUAAGAGUAAUUUAUUACGGUUUUCGAAACUUCGGAAUGCUAAUAUGGAUAGUAUCAUUCAACUCAGUCCACUUAUCGUAAUUGAAAAAUUAUCGUCUGCUGUGCCUUUGCUACCAAUAAAUCCUCAGUUAAAUGAUUAUAUUGUGAGAUCGACAAACCGUCUCAUGCCACAAUUUGAUGAUCUCAUUAGAGCGAUGGCAUCUGAUCAGGUUGAUAUAAGAAUUCUAGAAGCACGCGCUUCAUCGUUGGUAAGUGCGUGUUGGGCAUUAGCCUCACCGUUUACAAUGGUGAAUUGCAAAAAUAUCGAAAUCAUUGAUGGAGCUCUUCGGGAGAUGGAUAAUCAUGUAGAAUCGCUUCGAUUGGUAAUUAAACAAGCUGAGCAAAGAAUUGUUGAACAAGAAACACUUGUCAACAAUAGCAGCCAUUCGAAUUCACCAUUAAAAACAAUUAUCGAAGAAACAUCAUUAAAUGAGCAAACCAUAUCUCCCCCAAGCGAGCCUCUUAUCACACAGUCACUCACAUCCAAUGAUGAAGCACCAGCCGAUCCUGGUAAUAACUAG